Messenger RNA from Sipha flava (yellow sugarcane aphid), 4438 nucleotides. RefSeq names its product ribonuclease 3 (gene drosha). The transcript has 2 exons. Gene Ontology annotation, cellular component: nucleus. Gene Ontology annotation, molecular function: double-stranded RNA binding; ribonuclease III activity. The record is from RefSeq and is a predicted model, not a curated record. Gene Ontology annotation, biological process: regulation of gene expression; pre-miRNA processing; primary miRNA processing. Lineage: Eukaryota; Metazoa; Arthropoda; Insecta; Hemiptera; Aphididae. The coding region runs from base 481 to 4263 and encodes 1260 amino acids.
UAGUUUCACAAUUACAAUAUCUUUAAUCGUAUAGUGUAGCACUACAGCCAUGGUUUAUAGAUUUAAGUCUAUAAUCUACAAACCUUACAGUGUAGCGUCGAUUGGAUCCAUAGUAAUUUCAAUUAUAGAUAAUAUAUUAUCCUUGAGUUUACUUAUUAAUUAGGUACUGAUAAAGAAGUCAGAAUUACGCUUAACGUCGAGUGUACAGUAAAAUCGAUAUCAACCUUACAUUACAGAUUACAUUAAAUUUGGCUACAUACUACAUAAUAUAUUUCUUGUUAAAUUUGUUUGAUUAACUAUCCGUUGAUUGGUUAUUCAUUGUAAAUCAUUAAAAUAAAAGUUUUCAUUGCUAAUAGUUCCAACGCGAAAAGGAUUUGAUAAUGUUUCCAACACACAAACUACAUUGGAAAAAAAAUGGUUCAAUAGAAGAACUAUGGUAAAUCAAUUAGUUUGAAAAAAAAUUAAUUAUUACCAUCAAAUAUGAAUAGCCAAACAGCAUCAGUGUACGACCCAUCUACGGCAAUGGUGCAGCCAUCGUACAACCAGUCAAACCAACCAGUUCUUUACUCUCAAAAUUAUUAUAAUAAUGGAUAUAAUAUGCAGCAAGUUUCCAGUAUUAAUACUAGUACUUAUUAUAAUAGUACUCCUGUAACUACAUUCUCAUAUAACAAUGUAAAUGAACUUUAUAAUAAUGGUUAUAUGGCAUCAACAAAUAUUCCUCAAUGUAUUAUCACACCUACAAAUACUUUCAAUACCAGUUUAAACAAUUUUACACAACCUUCUACAUCUUAUUCAUAUAACAAUAUACAAAUGUCUCAACAACUGAAUGCAAAUGUAUAUUAUAGUAAUGAAUCAUCCGAUAUAAAAAAUAAACAAUUUAGUAGUGAAUAUACCCAACCUAAUGAGGUUCACACCAGUUUACCAUAUAAUAAUUUAAAGUCAUCUAAAAGUGGACAAGAUAUAAAAAAAGAACCUAAAGAAAUUGAUGAUUGGUUUAAUUUAACUAAUAAAUUUUUGAAUACUUCAGUGAAUAACAAUAGUCGAAAACAUUCAUCAACAACAAGUAGUACUUACAGUGAUUCAAAACAUUCUACUCGUUCUCCGUCUCCUAGACAUCGAUCUUAUAGUAGAAGUAGUAGUCGAAGAAGUACAAAAUCAAGUAACGAAAUGAAAAGUAAAAUGAUGGAAAUGAAAAAGUUGUCUACUAUGUCCAUUGAACAAAUUAUGGAUAUUGAAAAAAAAAAGUGGUAUGAAACAGUGCCUUCAAACCUAUAUCUUAAAAAACCUGGUGAUGAUUCAAAAGUUUAUGGAAAUGAAGAAGUAAUCAAAGUAUGUGAUGAAUUUGAAAAAGAAUUAGUUAACCGUGUUACAGAGCUAAAUAAAUCGAAACCCGUUUAUAAUAAACCCCGCAAUAGUAAUGUAAAAGUUCACAAACAUAAAUGUUCAAGAAGCUAUUGUCCAGAUGAUGAAUCUAGUUCAUGCGAGGAUGAAGAAGAUAAAAAUGAUUUUUCUACAUUAAAAGAGCUGGAUAGAAAAAGUGCUCAUCCAGAUAGACUCCACCCAGAACUAUGGUUUAAUGAACUUGGAGAAAUGAAUGAUGGUCCAAUGUGUAAGUGUAGUAUAAAAUCACAGAGAUCUGGUAUACGGCAUAAUAUCUAUGUUGGAGAAGGACCUUUUGAACCUUGUUUACCAAAUUCAAAUAAUGGGCACAAAUUAUUUCAUUAUAGAAUUACUAUAGCACCUCCAACAAACUUUUUACUCAAGUGCCCUACAGUAAUUGAAUGUGAUAAAAAAAAAUAUGUUUUUGAAGGUUUUUCAUUACUAUCACAUUAUCCAGUUGCUAUUUUACCUACAUGCAAAGUUAUCCGGUUUAAUACUAAUUAUGCUAUAUUAUACACCCAAGAAAAAAUACCAAAUAAUUUUAUCUGUAGAGAACUACAACUAUUUUAUGAUUAUUUAUUUAGAGACAUUUUGGAAUUAGUUGACUUAGACUUACAUGCCAUAGGUAAUAAAACUGGAUGUCCUCAAUUUCAUUUUAUGCCUCGCUUUACAAGACAAUUACAGAAUAACGGUAGACAAUUACUUUCUAUGCAUGAAGUUCUCAAAUAUCUUUUGAAAAGUAACAAGUUACUUUUUGAUGAGAAAUCUUUAAAUCAUAUAAAAAAUAUGCCUAUGCAUGAAUGGCAAGAUAUAGUAGAUGAAUAUAAAGGUAUGAUUGUUACGAACCCUUUAACUAAGCCAUAUUCAAUACGUGUUGAUCAAUUAGAUAGAGAAAUUGGUAAUGAGACAACUGAAAAAACAGAAAAUGAUGGUUAUCCAGUGUUAGUACAUUUUGGUAUUAGACCCCCUCAACUUAGUUACGCCGGUAACCCAGAUUAUCAAAAAGGUUGGCGUGAUUAUGUAAAAUUUAGACAUCUCUUAGCAAAUAUGCCUAAACCAUCACCGGAAGAUAAAAGAAAACUAGAAAUCAAAGAAAGAGACCUACAAGAAAUGAGAUCUCAUAAUAAAAUGAAACGUGGAGUAACUGCUGCGGUUUCUAGUAAAGGAUUUUACAAAACUGGACUCAUGUGUGAUAUUGUUCAACAUGCUAUGCUUUUACCUGUACUAGUGUGUCAUUUUAGAUUCCAUAAAUCUCUAGAAUAUCUUGAAGAAACAAUAGAAUAUAAAUUCAAAAAUAAAUAUUUACUUCAGCUUGCAUUAACUCACCCUUCAUACCGAGAAAACUUUGGUACUAAUCCUGAUCAUGCAAGAAAUACUCUUACAAAUUGUGGUAUAAGACAACCAGAAUACGGAGAUAGACGAAUUCAUUACAUGAAUACAAGAAAAAGAGGAAUAAAUACAUUAAUUAAUAUUAUGUCACGUUUUGGUAAAAAAUCUGAAAUGGAAUCAAAUAUAAUGCAUAAUGAACGUUUAGAAUUUUUGGGAGACGCUGUGGUUGAAUUUGUUUCUUCUAUUCAUUUAUUUAAUAUGUUUCCAGACAUUGAAGAAGGAGGAUUAGCAACAUUUCGAGCAGCUAUUGUGCAAAAUCAACAUCUUGCUGUUUUAGCAAAGACAUUGAAAUUAGAUGAUUUUAUGUUGUAUGCUCAUGGUUCAGACUUGUGCCAUGAAUCAGAACUUAAACAUGCAAUGGCUAAUUGCUUCGAAGCUUUAAUGGGAGCGCUAUUUUUAGAUGGAGGUAUAGAAGUAGCUGAUCGUGUAUUUGGUAAAACGUUCUAUAAGGAUUCACCUGAAUUACUUGAUAUUUGGGUGAAUUAUCCUAAACAUCCUUUGCAAGAACAAGAACCUGACGGUGAUCGUAAAUGGAUUAAAACAUUACCAUUACUUCAAAAACUAACCAAAUUUGAAGAUUCUAUUGGCAUUAAGUUUAAUCAUAUAAGACUUUUAGCUAGAGCAUUUACUGACAGAAGUGUUGGAUUUACAAACUUAACUCUUGGUUCAAAUCAAAGACUCGAAUUUCUCGGGGAUACUGUUUUACAAUUAAUAGCAUCAGACUAUUUAUAUAAAUAUUUUCCUGAACAUCAUGAAGGUCACUUGUCUUUACUUCGUAGUUCUUUAGUAAAUAAUAGAACUCAAUCUGUUGUAUGUGAUGAUUUAGGUAUGGUAAAUUAUGCACUUUAUGCUAAUCCAAAGGCAGAAUUGAAAACCAAAGAUAGAGCUGAUUUAUUAGAAGCAUUUCUUGGUGCGUUAUACAUUGACAAAGGGCUUAAACACUGUCAAGUUUUUUGUAAUGUAUGUUUCUUUCCUCGUUUGCACGAUUUUAUUUUGAAACAAGAUUGGAAUGACCCAAAAUCUAAAUUACAACAAUGUUGUUUAACUUUGAGAUCAGUUGAUGGAGGUGAACCAGAUAUACCUGUAUAUAAAGUAAUAGAGUGCAUGGGACCAACUAAUGGUCGAAAAUAUACAGUAGCUGUGUACUUUAAAGGUGUAAGGUUAUCUCAAGCAAACGGUCAUAGCAUUCAACGAGCUGAAAUGAAUGCUGCCAAUAGUGCUUUACAAGUAUCCAAAGAUCUCUUUCCACAACUUGAUCAUCAGAGACGAGCAAUAUCAAGAAGUCUACGUCAUCAAUGUUCAGAUGGGCAAGCAAAUAUUGUUGACAUCAUGAAGUUGUUAGAAUCAAAUCCUUCAAAAUUUGAAUCGAACCUAAGUACAUUAGAUUUAGCCAAAAGAAAACUUCAUAGAAAACUGUUAGCUGUAUUAUUUAAGACCAAUGAGGAACCAGAUUUUGAUGAACCUUGUAAAAACAAAAAACAGAAAACAAAAUAAAAAAUUGUUAUCCAACUUUAUAUUAAACAUUAUUAUUUAGUAUAUGAAUAUUUUAUACACCUGAAUAAGAAACUCAAUGAUUAUACCCAUUAUACUUGUAUUAAUUAUACUAUGAUUUAUUUUGAAUUGGGUUGUAUACAAUUUUAGUCUCAAACAAUAUAAUGCUUAUUGUGUA